Molecule: messenger RNA, 1926 nt
Organism: Debaryomyces hansenii CBS767
Lineage: Eukaryota; Fungi; Ascomycota; Pichiomycetes; Serinales; Debaryomycetaceae
Gene: NOG1
Product: putative GTPase
Exons: 1
Coding region: 1-1926 (641 amino acids)
Biological process (GO): ribosomal large subunit biogenesis
Cellular component (GO): nucleolus
Molecular function (GO): GTP binding; RNA binding; GTPase activity
Source: RefSeq, a predicted model, not a curated record
AUGCAACUUUCCUGGAAAGAUAUCCCAACUGUUCCAACAGCCAAUGACAUGUUGGAUAUAGUUCUUAACAGAACUCAAAGAAAGACACCAACUGUUAUAAGACCAGGAUUUAAAAUCACUCGUAUUAGGGCAUUUUACAUGAGAAAGGUUAGAUUCACAGCAGAUGGGUUUGCUGAAAAGUUCACCGAUCUUAUAAGUGGGUUCCCAAACAUUAAUGACGUUCAUCCAUUCCACCGUGAUCUUAUGGAUACAUUAUAUGAAAAGAAUCAUUAUAAGGUUUCGUUAGCAGCAGUUUCAAGAGCUAAGACUUUGAUUGAACAAGUUUCUAGAGAUUAUGUUAGAUUGUUGAAGUUCGGUCAAUCUUUAUACCAAUGUAAGCAAUUAAAGAGAGCUGCAUUAGGUAGAAUGGCCACUAUUGUCAAGAAAUUGAAAGAUCCAUUUGUAUAUCUUGAACAGGUUAGACAACAUUUGGGUCGUUUACCAAGUAUUGAUCCUAACACCAGAACAUUAUUGAUCUGUGGUUACCCUAAUGUUGGUAAGUCAUCGUUCUUAAAGUGUAUCACCAAAGCCGAUGUUGAGGUUCAACCAUAUGCCUUCACAACCAAGUCCUUAUAUGUUGGUCAUUUUGAUUACAAGUAUUUGAGAUUUCAAGCCAUCGAUACCCCAGGUAUUUUAGAUAGACCAACUGAGGAUAUGAAUAAUAUUGAAAUGCAAUCGAUUUAUGCUAUUGCUCAUUUAAGAUCAUGUGUCUUAUACUUCAUGGAUUUAUCCGAACAGUGUGGUUUCUCUAUCGAGGCCCAAGUCAAGUUAUUCCACUCUAUUAAGCCAUUAUUUGCUAACAAGUCAGUUAUGGUUGUUAUGAAUAAGACUGAUAUCAUUAGAGUUGAAGAUUUAGAAGAAGAACAACAAGAAUUAUUGAAGUCUCUUACUACCGUCCCAGGUGUGGAAGUUAUGCAUGCUUCAUGUCACGAAGAAGAGAACGUUAUGCAAGUUCGUAAUCAAGCUUGUGAAAAAUUAUUGACUGCUAGAAUUGAACAAAAAUUGAAGGGUACUGCUCGUGUCAAUAACGUUUUGAACAAGAUUCAUGUUGCUAGACCUCAAGCCAGAGAUGACUUAGAUAGAGCUGCUCACAUUCCUGAUGCAGUUAAGGAAUUAAAGAAAUAUGAUGCCGAAGAUCCAAGCCGUAGAAAGUUGGCCAGAGACAUCGAAGCCGAAAAUGGUGGUGCCGGUGUGUUCAAUAUCAACUUGAAGGAUAAAUACUUAUUGGAAGAUGAGGAAUGGAAGAAUGAUGUUAUGCCGGAAGUCUUGGACGGUAAGAACGUUUACGAUUUCUUGGACCCAGAUAUUGCUGCCAAGUUACAAGCAUUAGAAGACGAAGAAGAGAAAUUAGAAGCCGAAGGUUUCUACGACUCCGACUCUGACGUUGAAGAUGUUGAAGUCGACGAAAUUAAAGAAAAGGCUGAUUGGAUCAGAGACAAGCAAAAGAAGAUGAUUAGGGAUGCCAGAAGCAGAAAGGCCUUGAAGAACCAUGCUAUAAUGCCUAGAGACCAGGUCAAGAAGUCGUUCGGCGAAAUGGAAGAACAUAUGUAUUCUAUUGGUCACGAUACCACAGCCUUGAGAAACCGUCUUGGUAAGCCUGCCGACGACCGUAAGAAUGUUUCAGGUGUUGAUAUCUUGAAGAGAAACCAAGGUAUUUCUGAUGCUAAGAUUCACAAGAAGAAGGCCCCAGUUAAGCAAUCCGAUCGUCUUAACGAUGGUUUGAAUGAUGGUGCAUUGAGAUCUCAAGCCGAAAGAUUGGCCAAGGUCCAAAGAAGAGAAAGAAACAGAAUGGCUAGACAAGGUGAAGGUGAUCGUCAUUCUACUGCUAUGUUACCUAAGCAUCUUUUCUCAGGUAAGCGUGGUAUUGGUACCAAUGACCGUCGUUAA